AUGACCAUGACCAAAUCCCUCCUCCUAACCGCCGCCCUCGCCGCGCUCUCCCGCGCCCAGCUCGACAAGCCCGCCCUAACCUCCGACCUAGACUACCUACUAGAAGGCAACGUCGCCAACCUCCCCUCAAACUCCGGCCCCUACUGGGGCAAAUGGGAAGACGGCCUCAUGCCGGCCGACUGCAAGUCCAUCGCGGAAGACCAAGGCCUGAACCCCACCGACUUCGAAGUCUGGGACAUCUUCUUCUCGGACUGUCAAGACGGAUGGUCCUUCUGCCGGCACAAGGAGUCGGCCGACAGUUUCGAGACGCUGGUCGACACGUUCGGGCGGAUCCCCGUGCGCAUGCGCAGCUGGGUGCGCCACGUCCUCACAAUCCCCGGCGACAACUGGGCUUUCAACAGCAAUGGCAAUAUCUGCUUCAGUGGGACGACGAGCCAGAACCUUGACGUUGCGCUGCAUGAGACCGGGCACAGUCUUGACCUCCUGGGUGCAUACGGAGACGGCGCGCUCUCGAGUACCCAGGAGUGGCUGGAUGCGUAUAAUGCGGACAGCAAUGUGCCCGAUAACUACGCGCAGAGUAACCAGGUGGAGAACGUCGCGCAGAACACGGUCGUUGCGGUGUAUGAUACGGUUGUGCCCGGUGGGUUCCCCGGUGUGCAGGCGGACUAUGCGAAGAUCCAGAACCAGUAUACCCUUGUUGAGAGCAAGGCUGGGGACCAGAUUGUUCCGGGGGGUACUUGCGACCGCCAUCUUGAGAACUCUGACACCGUCUCUAUGACUGAUGCUUCGAGCUCUGCGAAGCGGGGUAUCAAGAUCAGGGGACGGACUGUUGCGACUCGUGCUGUGACGCAUGAUUCGAGCUUCAAGGGGACUUACGGCAACAUUGUCAAGGACUUUGAGCCCUUUAACUCUAAGGACUUUCACCAUUAA
Aspergillus mulundensis is the source of this 930-nucleotide messenger RNA. RefSeq lists its product as uncharacterized. The transcript has a single exon. The coding region runs from base 1 to 930 and encodes 309 amino acids. NCBI's taxonomy places the organism in Eukaryota, Fungi, Ascomycota, Eurotiomycetes, Eurotiales, Aspergillaceae. The record is from RefSeq and is a predicted model, not a curated record.